GCUUAAGGACCUUGUAAAAGAGUAUUUUUUACCUUUUAAGACCUCGACUGACUUGAGUCUCGUGGUUCUUUUAAGAAGGGACUUCUCCCUGACAUGAGUGUGCUGAGGAAGGUGGGGCUGAAGAGGUUUGUCAGAGGAGAGCCACAGGAAACAUGCUAGACACACUAGAGGAGGAUUGCUAUGAGUCACCUGCCCUCAACAUGGAUAUCGGAGGACUGACCACAGUGGUAGCGAACUCCGCUUACAUCAAUGCCCGUGGAAGCAUCGACGGCUCCAAUGCAGCUGCAGCUCGGGACAAGAAGUACCACUCUCGCCUCAAGCUGCCCCACAUCACAGUGUGCGAGGGCCUGAGGGAUACCCUGGAUCUGACCUUUGACACUGUCUGUGUGCAACAACCUAUCGGCAAACGCCUCUUUAGGGAAUUCUUGGAUGCAAACACAGAUUAUCACGGGUCUUGCCGUUUGUGGAAAGACAUCGAGGGGUAUGACCUGGCGGAGGAUUCUGACAGGGAGAAGAAGGCCUCCAAGAUUGUCCAGCGUUACAUGGACCCCUCUGCCAAACACUACUGCCCGUUCCUGUCUGAGGACAUCAUAGCCAAGGUGAAGGAGAACCAGGCGGCUGCAGGCGAUGAUUUGUUCACCGCAGCCUUGGCCACGACAUUGGACUAUCUGCGCGAGGCCCCCUACACUUUCUUCCUGGAGAGCUUGUAUCUGAAGAGGUACCUGCAGUGGAAGUGGCUUGAGAUGCAGCCCAUGGACGCAGACUGGUUCCUGGACUUCCGUGUGCUGGGGAAAGGUGGGUUCGGGGAGGUGUCUGCCUGUCAGAUGAAAGCAACGGGAAAACUGUACGCCUGUAAGAAACUCAACAAGAAGAGGCUGAAGAAGAGGAAAGGCUAUGAGGGGGCGAUGGUGGAGAAGAGGAUUCUCGAGAAGGUUCACAGUCGCUUCAUUGUGUCGUUAGCGUACGCCUUCCAGACAAAGGAGGAACUUUGCCUGGUCAUGACCAUCAUGAACGGAGGAGACCUCAAGUACCACAUCUACCUGGUGGAUGAGAACAAACCGGGGUUUGAUGAGCCCAGAGCCUGUUUCUACAUCGCUCAGAUCAUCCAGGGCAUGGAGCACCUCCACCAGAAAAGAAUCAUCUACAGAGAUCUUAAACCAGAGAACGUACUGCUAGACAAUGAUGGAAACGUGCGUAUAUCUGACCUUGGUCUCGCUGUGGAGCUCAAAGAAGGCAAAACACUGACCAAAGGAUAUGCUGGGACCCCAGGAUACAUGGCUCCAGAGAUGCUGAAAGGAGAGAAGUAUGACACAUCGGUCGACUACUUCACUCUGGGAGUGACACUGUUUGAGUUUAUUGCUGCCAAGAAUCCAUUCAGAAACAGAGGGGAAAAAGUCGAUCGCGAGGAGAUGAAAGAGCGCAUGCUGACACGGGAGGUGGAAUAUUCAGAGUUGUUCAGUGAGCACGCAAAGUCGCUCUGUGCGGGGCUGCUGGCCAAAGAGGUUUCUCAGAGGAUGGGUUUUAAGAACGACUGCUGUGAUGAGAUCAGAGCGCACCCAUUUUUCAAUGACAUCAACUGGAGGAAACUGAAUGCAGGUAUUCUGCCUCCUCCUUUUGUUCCCGACCCUAAAGUGGUGUACGCUAAAAGUCUAGACGACGUUGGGGCUUUCUCCUCAGUGAAGGGAGUGACCUUGGAAGAUCCAGACAAGACCUUUUUCGAUGAGUUUUCCUCGGGCAACAUCCCCAUCCCCUGGCAAGAGGAGAUGAUCGAAAUGGGCAUUUAUGGAGAACUCAACGUUUGGGGACCUGAGGGCAGCAUCCCGAACGACCUCCGCAGGGAGUCCAUUCUAGAGCAGCCAAAGUCAUCAACCUGCUGCUUAUCGUAGAGCCGCUGAAACACCUUUGAAGAUAUAUCAACCACACAGAGCACAGACUUGUGCUGCACGAGGACUCAAAUGCUCAGGACAGACACAAGUCUCUUCUGAACUUUCUGAUCGCAGAGUUAAAUCAGUUUGAGACUCUAAACUUUCAUCGGUUAACACAAGAAGCAACCAGAAAAGACUGCAGGUGGACUUUCAAUCUGGAAUGAACUUAAACAUAGGUUUAGGUUUUAAAAAAAAGAAAUUUACUGACAUUAUAUCUUCUGUUUCAUUCUCUUUAUCUCCUCUUUCUCUGUCCCUUUUUCAAUCCUACUCUCUUCUCUUUGUGCGUCCAUGUUUUAAAUGAUUGUAUUGCUUUUAGAUUUAAAAUGCAUUUUAAAUAACACAUUUUUAAGCAUUUACAUAGGUGCUGAGUGACAGUCACAUGUUGAACAUGUAGAAUAUUGAUUUCCCUCUUUCGCAUAUGUGCAUACCAUGUAAUGGAAAGUGCUUCUUUCUUAAUGAGUUUACUGUCCCUUAGUUUUUACUAUAAACAGCUAAAUGACCCACUGCUGUUGGGAUACUGAAAGCUGCAACACCAGAAACACAAAGGUUUUUAUGCUUUUGGAAAACAUUUUCUCAUGUCUUUAUUUAAUGGUUCGUAAUCGACUCUUUGCACAAAUAGCCAAGAGCAGAGCACCUUUGAUGAAAGCUCAUGUAGUCUAGAUGUUAUGAGACAAAUCUGAAUAUAGGGAGAUGUUUACAGCAAACUGAUUUACUUUAAAAUACAAAUUGUUAAGCAGACAUUGACUAAAGUCAGAGAUAUCAUCUGUAUAAAAGAAUGUUGGCAAAUAAAAUAGCUUA
This is a messenger RNA of Epinephelus moara (kelp grouper), 2723 nucleotides long. RefSeq names its product rhodopsin kinase GRK1-like. Gene Ontology annotation, cellular component: cytoplasm. The transcript has 8 exons. NCBI's taxonomy places the organism in Eukaryota, Metazoa, Chordata, Actinopteri, Perciformes, Serranidae. Bases 153 to 1886 code for a protein of 577 amino acids. Gene Ontology annotation, biological process: protein phosphorylation; regulation of signal transduction; signal transduction. The record is from RefSeq and is a predicted model, not a curated record. Gene Ontology annotation, molecular function: rhodopsin kinase activity; ATP binding.